Messenger RNA from Lentinula edodes (shiitake mushroom), 3579 nucleotides. RefSeq lists its product as uncharacterized. Bases 1 to 3579 code for a protein of 1192 amino acids. NCBI's taxonomy places the organism in Eukaryota, Fungi, Basidiomycota, Agaricomycetes, Agaricales, Omphalotaceae. Gene Ontology annotation, molecular function: GTP binding; GTPase activity; translation initiation factor activity. The record is from RefSeq and is a predicted model, not a curated record. The transcript has 17 exons.
AUGGCUCCCAAGAACAAAGGGAAAAAAGCUAAGAAGGCCAACGACGACGAGUUUUGGGAUAAUGCUGGAGAAUCUGUGGCCAACAACAACGUUGAGCAACCAUCGAACAACGACCGACCCGUUGGAUUGGGAUCUGGGUUCUCCGCAUUUGCUGCCCUCCAGACAGAGGACGUAGGUGAAAUCGAGGAGGACGAGGAUUUCGGGGGAUUGAUGUCUGCAAUCAAAGCAAGCUCUAACAAGCCGAGAAAGGACAAGAAAAUAACUAAGAAGGACUACGUAUCUGCGGAACCCUCUGAUAACGAAGCAACAUCCAAACAAGCGACCGUCGUGACAGCGGAUGACUUCGUCGAUGAUGAAUGGGGACCUCUGAAAGACAAGGGUAAGAAGAUCAAGAAAGGGAAGAGCAAUCAGCAUAAGGCAGUAGAGGAAAACAUCGAAGACGUGGAAACUAAGCCAGAACCGGAACCUUCAGAGUCAAUUGCGGAACCCCAUGAUGAAGGCGUGGUGGACGAAAUUCCCGGUGAAAGUUUAGGCGAGGUCAAGAUUUUGUCAAAGAAGGAAAAGGAAAAGUUGAAGAAAGAACGGGAAAAGGCUGCACAAGCAGCUAAGAAGGUCAAUGUUACAGAGGCCGCUCUGCCAGAUACUCAAGAACCGUUGUUACCUUCUGAACCAAUACCGGAAGAAAACGAUAGAGAGGUGGACGAAGGUGGAAAAGCUGACUCGAAGAACAAGAAGAAAAAGAAAAAGACGAAGAAAGAUGAAGAACCGCCUCCUCCCCCUCCCCCAACGACGAAGAAGAAGGGCGGUAUCAGUGCACUCAAGGCAAUGAUGGAAGAAAAGAAAAGGUUAGAAGAGGAAGCCAGGCGGGCAGAGGAGGAGGAGCGGAGACGCAUCGAAGAGGAAGAACGAAAAGCGGAGGAGGAGGCGAAACGGAAGGAAGAGGAAAAACAGAGAAAGAAAGAGAAAGAGAAAGCGAAACGGGAACUUGCUAAGAAGGAAGGUCGUUUGCUUACCAAAAAACAAAAGGAAGAAAAGGCAGCGGCAGAGAUCAGAAAACAAGCACUUUUGGCCUCUGGUGUUCAGAUCGAAGGUCUGCAACAAUCAACAAAUAUGCCAACGAAGAAAGUUGUCUAUAGCAAUCGUAAAAAGAAGGGUCCCACUGCGAACGGCGCGUCUCCUGCUUCUUCAAGGCCAAGAACGCCUGAGUCUCCGGUCGUUCAAGAAGAGAAAGAGGAUUCAGUUCUUAACCUUGCCGAUGGAUCUCUGGCUCCUGCCAAUACACUGGAAGAAGCGGAAGAGGCAUCUGCGAAAGAUGAUUGGGACGCUAGUAGCGACGAAGAGACGAAACCGGCUUCGGAUGGUAAAAAAGAUUCCUGGGAUGCCUCCAGUGAUGGUGGGGCGGAGCUAAAGCCAACCCCGUCUUACUCAUCGACAGGAAAAUCUCCUUCGAAGUCUACACCCAACGAUCCAAGACAACUUGACGCUAAAGUUGCACCAGUUGCCUCUAAUGCAAAACCUCCAAGAAAUGCGGUUCCUGUAUCUAAGGCUGCGAAUUCGAAAACGAAAGCUUCAGAUGACGAGGAUUCAGCUGAGGAUUCGGAUUCGGAUGCAUCGUCAGAAGAGGAUUCUUCGGAAGAGGACUCGGAUUCGGACGAAGAGAGUUCCGAAGAUGAACUCUCUACGGCACAAAAAUUGGCAGCUCAAAGAAAGGUGGAGGCAGCGGCUCGACGUGCAAAGGCCCACGAAGCUGCACUCGCUGCCCGGAGUAAAGACGAUCUUCGAAGCCCUAUUUGCUGUAUACUGGGUCACGUCGACACCGGAAAGACCAAACUCCUUGAUAAAAUUCGGCAAACUAACGUUCAAGAAGGUGAAGCAGGUGGUAUCACACAACAGAUUGGGGCAACCUAUUUCCCUGUUGAUGCAAUUAUGACGAAAACUGCUGUUAUGAACAGGGAUGGCGGGCAGGAGUACAAAAUUCCUGGAUUGCUGGUCAUCGACACACCUGGACACGAAUCUUUCACGAACUUACGUUCACGUGGUAGUUCUCUCUGUAACAUCGCUAUCUUAGUGGUUGACAUAAUGCAUGGGCUCGAAGCUCAGACCCUCGAGUCAUUAAGACUCCUGCGUGACCGCAAAACCCCAUUCAUUGUCGCUUUAAACAAGAUCGAUCGUCUAUAUGGAUGGCAACCUACACCAGAUGGCGCUUUCCGGGAGUCGCUCGCGAAGCAAACCAGGGCCGUUCAACGAGAGUUUGAGGAUCGUGUUGCUAAAACCACUGUGGCAUUCGCCGAAGAGGGCCUUAACGCGGUUCUCUAUUACGACAAUAAGAACUUUGCUCGGAAUGUUUCCCUUGUCCCGACCUCUGCCAUCACAGGAGAGGGGGUGCCCGACAUGAUUAUGCUCCUUGUCAAUCUCACGCAGCAAAGGAUGAGUGACCGGUUGAUGUAUUUGUCGGAACUUGAAUGCACUGUACUUGAAGUCAAGGUUAUCGAAGGCCUUGGUACCACUAUCGAUGUUGUCCUUUCAAACGGUAUCCUGCGCGAAGGUGACAAGAUUGUGGUCUGUGGUCUUAAUGGACCAAUUGUUACUCAAGUCAGAGCUUUGCUCACCCCUCAACCCUUGCGCGAACUGCGAAUCAAGUCAGCAUAUGUUCACCACAAAGAAGUCAAAGCUGCAUUGGGUGUCAAAAUUACGGCUCCCGAUCUCGAGAAAGCUAUUGCUGGAUCCCGCCUCCUUGUUUGUGGGCCUGACGACGACGAGGAUGAUUUGAAGGAAGAAGUCAUGUCUGAUCUAGCUACUCUACUCAACAAUAUUGAUAAAUCUGGUCGUGGCGUUUGCGUACAAGCUUCCACCCUUGGUUCACUGGAGGCCCUUCUAGACUUUUUGAAGUCGAGCAAGAUUCCAGUCUCUGGUAUCAACAUUGGCCCCGUACAUAAGAAGGAUGUAAUGCGUUCUGCCACCAUGUUGGAAAAGGCGAGAGAACUGGCAUGCAUUCUCUGCUUUGAUGUUCCAGUAGAUAAGGACGCAGAGCGUAUGGCAGAAGAAAUGGGAAUCCGGCUUUUUAAAGCGGAUAUUAUUUACCAUCUAUUCGAUAAGUUCACGGCUUAUAACCAGGAGAUCACAGAGGCAAAACGCAGGGACGCAGCACCUCAAGCGAUCUGGCCUUGUCGACUAAAAAUUAUCGCUGCCUUUUGUAAACGAGAUCCCAUCAUUUUGGGAGUGGAUAUAUUGGACGGAACACUGAGAGUAGGCACUCCUAUCGCUGUCGUCAAGGUGGAUCCGACGACACAGAAGAAAGAAAUCAUAGAUCUGGGUAAAGUGACAUCCCUCGAAAUCAAUCACAAAUCGAUGGAUAUUGUCAAAAAGUCACAAGCCGGAGGUGGUGUCGCUGUCAAGAUUGAGCAUGCUGUGUACCAGUCGGCCAAGAUGUUCGGACGACAUUUUGAUGACAAGGAUGAACUUUUGAGUCAUAUCACCAGACAGAGUAUUGAUGUAUUGAAGUCAUCAUUUAGAACGGACGUGUCUAAUGAAGAAUGGUUGCUCAUCAAGGCGUUGAAGCCGCGCUUCAACAUCGAUUGA